AUGUCCGAGUACAGCAACGUAAAAUCGGGCACCCUGAAGCUGAAGGGCAAGAAAAAUAUAUUCCGCGUCAAGUCAAAAAAAUCGGGCAAGGGUGACGCCGAAGCGCUCGUGGAUCAUGAUGCGAUUGAACACGGAGGAUGGUGGCUGAUUCGUGAAGACGUGGAUUUGAAGGGCGGCAUUCACGUGUCGCUGGAGGUGGGCGCCUCGAAGGGCUGCUACCUGGCCGCCAUGGACAACGGCAAGUUCACCAUCGGGGCGCCGCACCCGGACGGCGAGCCGCCGAACCCGGAAGAGGUGUUCGCCUUCAUCAGAACGUCGGAUGAGCAAAAAUUCAGUUUAAAGACCGGCUUCGGCAAGUACAUUGGCGUGGACACGGCUGGACAACUCAUCGCGACAGCCGAAGCUAUUGGAGCCCGCGAGCGGUUUAUUGCCGUUUUUCAGGAUGGCAAAUCCGCCGUGCAGUCAGUGAUGAACCCGCUGUUUUUGACGAUGAUGCCGGAUCGUGAGGGCUACAUCUUUGUCGCUAGUCGCACGGCCGGAGAUAACGAGAUUGUCAAUAUCCGUACAGACGCCGAGAAGCAGAAACCGAUCGACUACAUCCCCGACGAUGACCGGAAAAGCGCUGGGGAGUGCGAGACGUCAUACGUCAAAAUGUUCCAGCACUCGAAGGUGGACCUGAAGAAUAGGAUGGUUUCAGUCGACGUCAACGACAAGAAGGGUGUCAAACGUGCCCAACGUGAUGGUGACCUGCACGAACAUCUGCUGGAGAGGCGGAAAAAGACGAAAAGUGAUCGAUAUUGU
This is a messenger RNA of Mesorhabditis spiculigera, 801 nucleotides long. The record is from the annotation of a GenBank genome assembly. Lineage: Eukaryota; Metazoa; Nematoda; Chromadorea; Rhabditida; Rhabditidae.